AUGCGUCAGGCGGUGUUCAUCAUGAGAUGCUUGCCCAAGAAAAGUACCUGCAUCUGCUUCUGCUGUGGACGAAGGGUCUGCACUAACCUGGGACCAUUUGGUCCCCCUGAGAGUCACAGUUCAAACCAGGAUUCUCAGGAUCAGCUUGUCUAUGGCACUGGCCCCAUGGCUCAAGGUCAUAUUUAUGACACAAGACCCCAGGGAGACCCUGCCCUUACCUGCCACUCCCAUUCCCGACUAUUUUGUGACAGUAAGAAGGUGGUCCAUGCCACAGAGGGGCUGGAUUGGGAAGACAAAGAUGCGCCUGGGACAUUGGUUGGAAACGUGGUGCACUCAAGGAUCAUCAAUCCUCUGCGCCUGUUUGUUAAACAGUCUCCAGUCCCAAAGCCUGGACACUUGGCGUAUGCGGACAGCAUGGAGAACUUUUGGGAUUGGCUGGCCAAUAUCACGGAGGUUCAGGAGCCAUUGGCAAGAACUAAACGGAGGCCAAUAGUAAAAACGGGAAAAUUUAAGAAGAUGUUUGGAUGGGGUGAUUUCCAUUCCAACAUUAAAACUGUCAAACUCAACCUCCUCAUCACAGGGAAAAUUGUCGACCACGGAAAUGGAACCUUCAGUGUUUAUUUCCGACACAAUUCCACAGGCCUGGGCAAUGUUUCAGUGAGUUUGGUACCCCCCUCCAAAGUGGUGGAAUUUGAAGUUUCCCCGCAGUCGACCUUGGAGACCAAGGAGUCCAAAUCUUUCAACUGUCGCAUUGAAUAUGAAAAAACAGACCGGGCGAAGAAGACUGCCCUGUGCAACUUUGACCCAUCGAAGAUCUGCUACCAGGAGCAGACUCAGAGCCAUGUGUCUUGGUUGUGCUCCAAACCCUUCAAGGUCAUUUGCAUUUACAUUGCCUUUUACAGUGUUGAUUAUAAACUUGUGCAGAAAGUCUGUCCCGACUACAAUUACCAUAGUGAGACUCCAUACUUAUCUUCUGGCUGAAUUUUUUCCACAGUGAUGUAAAUGAGGGAUGAAUAUAUAUUUAAUUAGAAUGACCAAGAACCAAGCCCAGCUCCUCAUGAUAAAGGAUCCCUUUUGUUUCUGGCAGUGAACUUUAGUUCCCUAUUAGAUUUUCAAAUUUAAAAAAAAGAAAGAAAAAUAAACCUCUUUAAAUGUGUAAUGUGUUUGUUUUGUUACCUUAAUCUAAAAAGUCAAACUAUGUCUGAAGCCAUCGCUCCCUUGCAGGAUGGCUAAGUCCUAGAAAUACUGUUGUUUCUCUAAAAGAAGCAUCAAUGGUAGCAACACGUAAUGAGAAAGAACCGAAUUAUGCAUGUGAUAAACAUUGCUCUUGAAAUGGGCCUGCCUUUGAAAUAUGUUUUGGAAGGUUACCUUAAAAAUAGCAGAUUCCAUAAAGUAACUGAAAAGAUUGUAUUUGAUAGAGAAUUCACAUUUCUGACAUCAAUUUCUCGUUUUUAUUGCUGUCUUUCUCCCCAUAUCUAUGCUGUUAUUGAUAGGAGAUUUGAAGGGGUAAAAUUUGUUUCAGACCCCAUGUAUGAAGUUACAGUGCCACAGUGGAACAGAACACAUUAUUAUCUGAGCUUGAGUGGGAUGUGACAUAAACAUUUAGCCCUGAGCUAGUCACCAUCCUGAGGAUACUCGUCUGAGUAGUAAUAUUGAUGGGUUGGGAAAGCUAAUCUGGUUAUAUUUUAAGUCAGUCCCACAAUAAUGAAGGUCACGAUGUUUUUAGAUUCUUUUACCAAAUUCAAGGCUGUGAGAUUGCCAAAAAUACCAUUACAUCUCUAUUCACUCUAUAACCUAUAGCUUUAUUCUAUUCAUUUGAUAGUGUGAUUUUAUAUACACAUAUAGAACAGCUCUGAAAGUGGUUGUUGCCUAGAGGUUAGAAUAGGGAAAACAAUUGGAAGUGGACUGACAAAAUUUCAGGAUGAUGGAUUCAUUAUUUCUAGCCUCCCAGAUUCAGUUUUGUUUGCGUAUAGUUAAUUAUUUGAAUGAGGGAUUGAAUUCUACGUGGAAAUAAAGAGUAUAUUUAAACAUUACUGAUUAAGUGCUAACAAUGAGGACACCUGAUUCACCAGGCUUUUGAAUUCACUUCAACAUCAAUGUAUCCUCACAGUUGGUGUCCUUGCCGUCUUCUCUGAGGGGGUGGACAGCCAUCCAGCCUUGUAGAACUGGAUGCUCUUUGCAUUAGCCCAGAAAGGGGUGUCUGGUUGGCCAGUAAUGUUUCUAGAACUUGUAAGAUUCAUGAAAUCUUUUUAUAAUAGGUGUUAACUUUAUCCCCCCACCCUUUAUUUGUAAAAUAUCAGUUGAAGUAAUACAUUAAACUGAAGGAAGACCAGUCUAACCAACAACAGUGCUUUUACCGCAUUGUUUAACAAGCCAACGGCUCUGUCCUGUACUUUGCUUCUCCAUUCCUUUCCUUUUACUGGUGAUCUCUGUACAGUGUUUGAUUUUGUCUUUUGUAAAAAUUGUACUAGGCUUAGUGUGUGGUAGUACAGGCCUGACAUUUUUGCUCUGAGUUCAUCAGGUGCUUUUGCAAUUUUGUGGUCAGUGUGAAAUAUUUUGAGGCAUCUUUUUAUUUUCAUCUAGAAACAAGAUUAAAAUACUAUUUAUUGUAAA
Messenger RNA from Hyaena hyaena (striped hyena), 2613 nucleotides. It is a transcript of the gene NXPH2, whose product is annotated as neurexophilin 2. The record is from RefSeq and is a predicted model, not a curated record. The coding region runs from base 1 to 981 and encodes 326 amino acids. Lineage: Eukaryota; Metazoa; Chordata; Mammalia; Carnivora; Hyaenidae. Gene Ontology annotation, molecular function: signaling receptor binding. The transcript is spliced from 3 exons.